AUGUUCCUACCGCGAGCUCUAGCCCCGUAUCGACCCUACGAUCAACCCAAGCAUCACGCCUUUGCCAUUCCCGAUAUUAUUGGCACAAUGGCGACGAACAACCCCCGGUCUGCAGCAUUCGCUGUCUCGAAGCGUGCUCUUCAGCACUGCCGGACCUCGCGAACCGCAUCCUCCUCCCCUGCGCUGCAAUGCGCCCGAACCUUCGCUACGACCCCGGCCAAGGCCCAAAACGAGAGCAGCAGCAAAAUUGAUCAGUUAUCCCGACGGGUGGAGGAUUCUGAAAGGCCCGAUGAUUUGAAGAGCCAGCGCCCACGCUGGUCAUACACCCCAGAGGCAAUGAAGGCCCCCUUCUCGCCGCACAUCACCAAGAAGCCCUCUCGCAGCGUGUGGCACGUCAAUUCGGAUCCCAAGAAGCUCGACCAAAUGUAUGUGCGCUUCUUGGGCCGGGAUGGCGACAAACUUCUGCCGGAGGAAAUCAAGUGGCUCGCUGUCACACAUAAGAGCUUCGACUACGGAAGGAGGGGGUUCAACGACAGGCUGGCGUUCCUCGGCCGUCAAGCCGUCGUUCUCGAGGUUGCUCAGAGCAUUCUAUCCGCCGCCCCCAAGCCCGGCGCAGUCGUUGCCGACGAAUUCAACCGACAGCCGUUUGAGCACCCUGCGCUUGCAAGGCUCGACAACUUCAAUGCACAGCUUCCGCAUGAUGUUGUCUCGAGGGAAAAGAUUGAGCAGCUGGCCAUCGAUGUUGGUCUGGAUAAAGUACUCAGGUGGAAGCCUAGACUGCCCGAGAACCUGGCAGGAUCCGGUGUUCAGGUCGUGCUCAACGGUGCCGUUCAUGCCAUCAUUGGCGCAAUUUCGUUGCAGCAUGGCGCCGAGGUCGCGGGAAAGAUUGUGCGGGAGAGGAUACUUUCGCAAUUAGCACUCCAGUGA
Verticillium nonalfalfae is the source of this 927-nucleotide messenger RNA. RefSeq lists its product as uncharacterized. Bases 1 to 927 code for a protein of 308 amino acids. The transcript is spliced from 3 exons. Gene Ontology annotation, biological process: mitochondrial translation; RNA processing. Gene Ontology annotation, cellular component: mitochondrial large ribosomal subunit. The record is from RefSeq and is a predicted model, not a curated record. Gene Ontology annotation, molecular function: structural constituent of ribosome; ribonuclease III activity. NCBI's taxonomy places the organism in Eukaryota, Fungi, Ascomycota, Sordariomycetes, Glomerellales, Plectosphaerellaceae.